AGCCGUCCAGAUUCAGAUCUUGACGGCGAAAGAGACGCUACGCGGUGGCGGGCACCGACCUAUCUCUGUCCCAACCUGGUCUUCUUCGAAGAUAGAAAAAAUCAACAGUUUCUCCUUCCAUUUCACCUUAACCGCGCUCUCUCAUGUCGAUACAAGGUCGGCUUCUCGACGUCACAGUUGUGGGAUGCUCCAAGCUGAAGGAUACCGAGUGGAUUUCUCGCCAGGAUCCAUACGUUUGCCUCGAGUAUGCCACCACCAAGUUCCGCACCCGCACAUGUACUGAUGGUGGGAAGCACCCUACAUUCCAGGAGAAGACCGUCAUCCCCUUAAUCGAAGGCCUCCGCGAGAUCUCCGUCGCCGUCUGGAAUAGCAAUACCAUCACAUUCGACGACUUCAUCGGAAGCGGCCGGAUUCUGCUACAUAAGGUCCUCUCCCAGGGGUACGACGACUCCUCUUGGACGCUUCAGACUAAAUCCGGCAAAUUCGCCGGAGAAGUGAAGGUAAUCAUGCACUUUGCCGGCGCUUAUCAGCAGCAGCAGCAGCAGCACGGCUACCAACAACACAACUCCCAGGAAUCAAAUUAUCCGACGAGCACACUGCAGCCUUACAUGCCUAUGGCUCCACCUGCUUCUUCUUCCUAUGCUCCGCCUCCCCUCUACCCUCCGACGAUGAACCGAUACUCUGCCCCAAGUUCAGGUUACCCGUCUGCUUACCCGCACGCUCCGUAUCCAUCGUCCACUUACCCUCCUUCGCCAUACCCACCUACUUCUUAUCCACCUGCCCCCUAUCCGCCUCAGCCAUACCCUCAUGCCCCAGGAAAUCCCUACAACGCUCCAGGGGCUUACUCGGGAACUUAUCCUCCGCCAUCUUAUUGAAGGAUGCGUGGAUGAUGAUACGUGUUUGGCCAGUGUACGAAGUAGACAUGGAUUGAAGAUAUGCUCUGUUUUGCAGAAGGUUGUUCCAGUGUUUUAAUUGCUUGUCUAGUUCUUUAAAUUUAUUUGCAAUUUUAACUUUGUAGAAUUGUUUGCUUGCUCUACAAUAUUUAAAUUGACGCAGUGAAUGGUUUAAGUCUCCAUUUUUUACCACCAAUUUGUGAUCUACUUGAAACAAACU
This is a messenger RNA of Phalaenopsis equestris, 1113 nucleotides long. Its product is annotated as adhesive plaque matrix protein. The record is from RefSeq and is a predicted model, not a curated record. The transcript has 7 exons. Bases 144 to 875 code for a protein of 243 amino acids. NCBI's taxonomy places the organism in Eukaryota, Viridiplantae, Streptophyta, Magnoliopsida, Asparagales, Orchidaceae.